AUGGCAUACGAACCUCGAGAGUAUGGAGGUGGACGGGAUCGAGAAAGGGAAGGAAGAGGAAGAGGAAGAAGAGAUGAUGGAGGACAGGAAGAGGGGGGUGGUGAAAGGGACUUCGUGAGAGGGAGAGGCCGUCGCCCUGUCACGGAUUAUAGCUCUACUAUGGUUCACUGGAUGCGGAACCGUCAGCCAAGGUAUAAAGGCGGUUACCAAGGUGAGAUGGAAAGACCCAGUCCAAGUUACAUGAUAGAUAUGUUACCACCGCUGGCAAGAAUUCAUAAUGCAGCAGAUUCGGUUCCAGGGAGGCAUUUACAUUCGUCACUUAAUAAAAUCAAGCACCCUGUGAAUGUGGUAAGAUGGACACCAGAAGGUCGACGAUUACUCACAGCCUCCAGUAGUGGAGAAUUUACUCUAUGGAAUGGCGCAGGUUUCAACUUCGAGACAAUUAUGCAAGCACAUGAUGUUGCUAUUCGCGCUUUGUCUUAUUCUCAUAGUGAUGACUGGUUGAUAUCAGCUGAUCAUGAUGGAGUGAUCAAAUACUGGCAACCGAAUUUCAACAACGUCAAAGUCAUUCAAGGACAUGACGACCCUAUAAGAGAUCUUGCAUUUAGUCCAAACGACUCAAAGUUUGUCACGGCCUCGGAUGACUCUAAGCUAAAGAUUUUCGAUUUUGCUGGCGGUGUUGAGGAGUCUAUUCUCUCUGGGCAUGGAUGGGACGCGAAAAGUGUUGACUGGCAUCCGACUAAGGGAUUACUUGUUUCUGGAUCAAAAGAUCAUCUUGUCAAGUUAUGGGAUCCGCGCAGUGGCCGAUGUCUGACGACUCUCCAUGGACAUAAGAACACAAUCACAAAAACGGUUUUUGAACCAGUACGAGGCCACUGCUUAGCCACUUCAGCUCGAGACCAAACCGCACGAGUAUUCGACUUGCGAAUGAUGCGCGAUGUAUGUUUGCUCAAAGGGCAUGAUAAAGACAUCUCUACCCUGGCAUGGCAUCCAAUUCACCCUUCACUUUUGAGCACUGGCGGUGCUGAUGGAUCUCUUUUCCACUACCUCCUAGAUGAACCAAACAAUCCUGCUGGAACGGAACCUUCCAUAGCCCCUUACGAUAGUCCGGACCCCACUACUACACCGGCUCAAACCAUCUAUCCAGCUCAUAAAUUAACCUACGCUCAUGAAUUUGCUAUCUGGUCACUUGAUUGGCAUCCUCUCGGUCACAUCUUAGCAUCAGGUUCCAAUGAUCGAAUCACUCGAUUCUGGACACGUGUACGUCCCGGUGACACAGAUACAUUCAAAGACCGCUAUCAUAUUGGUGACUCAGCUGCCGAGGCGCAAGGAACCUAUGAUCGUCGCGGCGGGCGACGCCAACGUCAAGAGGAAGAAGAUCAAGAAGCUGAAGACGAAAUGGAAGGAUUAGUCGAUCAGAAAAUGCCUGCAAAGGUACCCGGUUUUGCCACAGGAAUACCUGGUCUACCAUUACCUGGUAUGGGAAUUAUCCCUGGUAUGAAUCGUGUUCCUCCGCCUCCACCUCCACCUAUGCUCAGCGGAGGUAAUAUGCCACCUCCACCUUUACCUGGAAAUAUAGAUGCCAAUACCUUAGCAAUUAUGAUGAAGGCUGGUUUGCCACCUCCAGGGGCACCGGGCAUGCCACCCCCACCGCCGAUGCUCCCACCAAACUUUCAACUCCCACCUGGCUUCGUUGUUCCUCCACCUCCUCCUGGUAUGCCAAUACCUGGCUUAGAUAGUACAGAUUUAUCAGGUGGUAGUGCUGGAAUUAGAAAGCGGGGACCGUUGCCAAGCCAAGAAGAAAGUUUACAAGCGAUGCAAAGGCAGGGAAAAUUUAGACAAGCACGAUAG
This is a messenger RNA of Botrytis byssoidea, 1851 nucleotides long. RefSeq lists its product as uncharacterized. NCBI's taxonomy places the organism in Eukaryota, Fungi, Ascomycota, Leotiomycetes, Helotiales, Sclerotiniaceae. Gene Ontology annotation, molecular function: protein binding. The coding region runs from base 1 to 1851 and encodes 616 amino acids. Gene Ontology annotation, cellular component: mRNA cleavage and polyadenylation specificity factor complex. The record is from RefSeq and is a predicted model, not a curated record. The transcript has 3 exons.